Molecule: messenger RNA, 2623 nt
Organism: Periophthalmus magnuspinnatus
Lineage: Eukaryota; Metazoa; Chordata; Actinopteri; Gobiiformes; Gobiidae
Gene: arl4ca
Product: ADP-ribosylation factor-like 4Ca
Exons: 1
Coding region: 430-1014 (194 amino acids)
Biological process (GO): intracellular protein transport; endocytic recycling
Cellular component (GO): cytoplasm
Molecular function (GO): GTPase activity; GTP binding
Source: RefSeq, a predicted model, not a curated record
GGAUGGUUUCCUGUGCGUCUUUACGCACCUGCAUGGCACCGUUCUGCAGGAGCAUGCUACACACCUCCUUCAGGCCUGCGUGUACGUGCACAUUGUGUGUGUCUGUGAGCGCGUGCAGCAUGUGAGUGACCGCGCGCUGACUUUGUAACCGUGAGCUUUGCUAAAUCCUCUUUUUUUAACUACCAACUCCUUUACGCUGUGAUGCUCUGUACCCCCUCCGUCGCUGUUUGGGUGGUGAGCCCGGGAUGAUGCUGUUGCUUCUGCGGCGUGUCUGGCUCCUGGACUAUUCCGCCCUUUACGUCUCAUGAAUCGCUAAACAAAUGCGUUUUGUGGAUUACAUUUGGAUUGACUGUGCGUAAAAGGGAAGAAUGCCACGCCGUGGUUGAUAACGCUACGACAAAUCAAUGUUAUUUUUUACAGACUUCCAAAAUGGGGAAUAGUUUCUCCAAUCUGGCCGCGUUCCAGUCUUUGCACAUAGUCAUGCUCGGUCUGGAUUCUGCGGGCAAAACCACCGUGCUGUAUCGGCUCAAAUUCAACGAGUUCGUCAACACGGUGCCCACCAUCGGAUUCAACACCGAGCGCAUCCGCCUGGGGGGCGCGGGGGCCUCCAGGGGGAUCAGUUGCCACUUCUGGGACGUUGGGGGCCAAGAGAAGCUGCGGCCGUUGUGGAAGCCGUACAGCCGGUGCACUGAUGGGAUCGUGUACGUGGUGGACUCGGUGGACGCGGAGAGGUUGGAGGAGGCGCGCACGGAGCUGCACAAGAUCACGCGUUUCUCGGAGAACCAGGGCACGCCACUGCUGGUCAUAGCCAACAAGCAGGACCUGCCCAAGGCACUAGACGUGGGAGAGAUUGAGAGGCAGUUGGCACUGGGGGAGUUGAACCCGGGCACGCCGUACCACGUCCAGCCCGCGUGCGCCAUCAUCGGGGAGGGCCUGCACGAGGGAAUGGAUAAACUUUACGAGAUGAUCGUAAAGAGGCGGAAGUCUCUUAAGCAGAAAAAGAAAAAGCAGUGAUGAAGGUGCACGCGCGGAGACAUGUCACUAAAGCGAGGCUACAAUGAGGCGAGAGGGACAAUGGAGAAGAGGAGUGAGGAUGCCAUACAGGCUGUGGGAGGCUGGAGCGAGGGUGUUCACGUGAUUGAAUUUAAUUUGAUGUCAAAAUCUGAGAGAUUAACACAUUUUGGACUUCUUGGUUAUAGUUUAUCUUAACUAACUUUAUACAUCUUGUGGCUUCAAGCUGUCGACUGAAACCUAUCAAACAUUUGUUUACUAUCUAGGCUUCUUUUGCCUCUAUAGUGAUAAAAUAGUCCUAGAUCCAUUAACCAGGUCAAUUUGUAUUUUGACAAUUUAACCUUUCCUCCACCCCAGUUAUACACCAUGUGGGCUUUAUAGAAUAGUUUGGCAACAUUUGAAUGUAACACUUUAUCACCAAUUAUAUGGUUUUACAGUGGUGACAAAAGUAUAGACCUUUUUUGUGUUUUUAUCCUCGAUAAAAAAACAACAACAUUUAUCUCAGUUAAAAACGAUUAAUAAAUAAGCCAGGCUACUCACAUUAAUUCUACAGACUGCAGAGAGUCACAUCAUUUAAUUCACAAAACAUAGAUCCAAACAGUAGCCUAAGUAGCCUUAUACUGUGAAUAUGGACUCAGAUUUCAUCAUUUCAAGUAAAUAUGAACCAAAUGGUUUAGAAAGGAUGGAGUCUGUGCAGCACUUUUGUUUUCACAAUAAAAAAAAUGCCACAGUGCAAACUGCAAAUGCAAAUAGUGCCUCUUAAAACAUUUAAGAAUUAUAAUGGACCCAUACAAAAAUAAUGAAAUUUGUCCUCCUGUGGUGCCCUGCAGAACAAGUUCUCAUUUGUAGCAGUUAUUUUGUCACAGAUCAGUGACAUAAACUCUAAAGGCUCAUGGUCAUAGUCAAAGGUGCACUAUGGAACUCUUCUGGUUACGGGGUCUGCCAUAUGCUUGUCUCCAUUUAGACCUUUUUAUUUCUAUAUGGAAUGACCCAAGGCAUGGCACUAAAAUAUUCUAUCUCGCGUUUACUCACUGAUCACAACGUUUUUAUUGCUUUAAUGUCUUGAAAACCAGGCAAUCUUAUGCUCCUCUCCACAGAUCUGACCUGUAUUUGGCUGUGGAGAUGCAUACAGGUUUUAUGCCACACUGGAUAACUGUAAUGCAAAGCCAUAUCCUCUCCAUAGAGACAAGCAGUUAGCAGACCUUCCACUGGAAAGUUAUGUAGUGCACAACAGUAUGGGCCAAGCUCCAACCAAGACGCAUUCUUGUGCCAAAUCAGACAGUGCUGUGCCGAUGCAGCCCACUGCUUGAGAACAAAUAUGUAGGAUAAUCCCUAUAUAAUAAGUAUGUAUUUGACUGUUUAAUUACCUGAUUUGCUUAAUGUAGCCUAAAUAACAAGUGCGUAUGUGAAGAUGAGCUGUUGAUAUGACUGUUUCGGAGAACUGGUGGAGACUGUUGUUCAGAAUGUAUUUCAUGUAAUCUUUAAACUCUAAUGUAAAUGUAUGCGGCUGUGAAAUGCAUGGCAGCCCUCAUCUCUGUAACAGGAGAGUAGCAGAUACAAGGCCAAACUGUCCAUAUGCCAAAAUAUCAAUAAGAAUAAACUAUUUUUGACA